Messenger RNA from Sorex araneus (European shrew), 4251 nucleotides. RefSeq names its product 3-hydroxyacyl-CoA dehydratase 4 (gene HACD4). The record is from RefSeq and is a predicted model, not a curated record. Gene Ontology annotation, cellular component: endoplasmic reticulum membrane. The transcript is spliced from 7 exons. Gene Ontology annotation, biological process: sphingolipid biosynthetic process; fatty acid elongation; very long-chain fatty acid biosynthetic process. The coding region runs from base 25 to 723 and encodes 232 amino acids. NCBI's taxonomy places the organism in Eukaryota, Metazoa, Chordata, Mammalia, Eulipotyphla, Soricidae. Gene Ontology annotation, molecular function: 3-hydroxyacyl-CoA dehydratase activity.
UGGAGGGCCUGGCCGCGGCUGCCCAUGGGACUCGUGUCACUGUCCGCCUGGCAGCAGCCCAGGUAUAGGAAGAAUGCCUAUCUUUUCAUUUACUACUUAAUCCAGUUCUGUGGCCACUCAUGGAUAUUUACGAAUAUGACAGUCAGAUUCUUUUCAUUUGGAAUAGAUUCAGUGGUUGACACUUUUUAUGCUAUUGGAUUUGUGAUGCGACUUUGCCAAUCCAUUUCCAUGCUGGAGUUGCUGCACAUAUUUGUUGGCAUUGAAUCAAACCAUCUUCUUCCUAGAUUCCUACAGCUCACAGAGAGAAUAAUCAUCCUCUUUGUGGUGAUCACCAGUCAAGAGGAAGUCCAAGAGAAAUAUGUGGUGUGUGUAUUAUUCAUCUUUUGGAAUCUAUUGGAUAUGGUUAGGUACACGCACAGCAUGUUAGCAAUCCUAGGUAUUUCCUAUGCUGUCUUAACGUGGCUCAGUCAAACACUUUGGAUGCCAAUUUAUCCUUUGUGUGUUCUUGCUGAAGCAUUUGCCAUCUAUCAGUCGCUGCCUUAUUUUGAAUCAUUUGGCACUUACUCCACUAAGCUGCCCUUUGAUGUAUCCAUUUAUUUUCCUUACGUGCUGAAAAUAUAUCUCAUGAUGCUCUUUAUAGGUAUGUAUUUUACCUACAGUCAUCUUUACUCAGAAAGAAGAGACAUCCUCAGAAUUUUUCCCAUUAAAAAGAAGAAAAUGUGAAUGGUUCCAAUAUGACAUAAGAAGACAGGCUUGUGAAUUCAGCUGCAGUAAUGAAAGCAGGAAGCUCUGAUGGAAAAAUACCAGGCAUUCAACACAAACGCAACAUGAAAUAAUUGCACUUCUUUCCCAAACUCUUGACAUACCACAGCAGACUGUUUCUCACACAUUGUAUUUGUAAAACAUAUGCCCGGUACCUUCUGCUUCAUCAAAGCUGUAGAUUUUAUACAAGUGAAAUGAAUAAGGUAUGAAGCCUGAUUAUUUUCCUGUUAGGUUACUAAGAAGUAGGAGGUUAACUUGAGUAGAUGCAAUUAAAAUGAGAAGCCCAAAGUUAACUUAUAUUACAUUUAUUUUUUUUCACUCCUGAGUUCCCAAAUAGCAGCAGAUCUCUAAGAGCAGAAAUAAGUGCCACAGUUGUCUAGAAUGACAUUUUUUCAAAUAGAUGUUGUCACUUUCCUUAGAGCUAACACCCAUCAUAAACAUUAGACAUUUAGAACAUGAAACAUUUUCCCCAAACUCUAAAAGAGCUGUGGUCAGUAUUACACCAGUCUCUUUAAUAUCUUGGAGAAGAACCUGAUGAUUACAGAAAAGAUCUUUGGUAAAAAGACAAUUGAGCUCCAUAUUACACAAGAAAUCAGACCAUAUCAUAACUUACAGAAGACAAAAAAGAGUAAAAAUGUAGCAAAUCACUUUAAUAAGGCAAGAAAAUUAAAUUGAGAACCAGGAAUGUUCAGAUUAUUUAUUACUAAAUUAUUAUAGCUAAUUAGUCUGUCAUAUAUGUCAUCAUUUAUAGAAUUGAAAAUUGCUUCUAUCUUUGAAGAUCUUAAAUAUAUGUGAAUAAUUGACUAACAGGAUUAUUUCUGUAUCAUUAGAAUGCCACUCACCUUUCUAGAAAAAAUUGUAGAAUCUUGUCCAGUAACUGAAUAUAAAUAUUUUGUAUCAUAAAAACCAGGUAUUAGAAAUACAAUAUUAAAAAUGGGUAAUCAUAUUUUCAUUAAGAUAUUAGAAUAAAUCUUUCCAAAUUUAUUAUUAUAUUUGGCAUUUUAUGAAUAUAAAAUUAUCUUUGCUAAAACUACAUUUUAUUUUGCUGUUACAUAUUUUGUGAAGCUUUGGCGUGCAGAGAGAACAUAAUCCCCAUCAGAUGGCUAGGUAGACUGCUACAAUACACAUCUAGAAUCAUGAAAAUCAAGAGAGAAUGAGAGAAAUGAUACUUUAUCAGGCCAUUAUUGGAAAUAAAAACUUCAUUAUUAAAUGACUUUCAUUUUAAAAUCAGAAUUUUUAUCUUAAGUGCCUUCCUACUUCAUAAAAUAGAGGACCAUAAAAGAAUACAAAUAAAUUUGUAAUCAUGGUAAUUCUAAAGUAGAGACAAGGCUUGAUGAUAAUUUGAGGUAUCUACAACAAUUGUAAAAUAAAAAGAUCUGUGAUUACCUUUGACGAUAGCUAAAAUAGUUAAUACAACUGUAGUUCAUCUCCUGUACUUAGAAUAGAAAAAACACUAAAUUUCAUUAGAUGUUAGUGAAAUAAGGAUAUUAUUUCUUUUCCUAUCCAAGUUACUAUUUCCCAUAAUGAAGAUGAGAUAGUAAAAGUACAGUUAAUUAGAUGUUGCCCAGAUAGCAGUGUUGUUUUCUUCUUUAUUUUAACUGUAUGUCUACCUAAUCUCCAUUUCAUUCUGUUCAGUGUUGUCAAAGCCUUAUUUUCUUUUCAAAUUUAAUUAAAACAAUGAGAUAGGAAGCAUAAGAUAUUAUGAAAACAUAAUACAUAACUUUGCAAAUGUUUUUCUUUGGGGUUUUAAAUGUCAAGUUGCAUGGCCUGAUGUUUCAAGUAACCCAAACUAGGGCAUAGUAAUCAACAUUGGCAGUGCCUCCAGUGCUGAUAAAAAAGAGUAAAAUGUCAAUAAAUCAAAACUACUUUGGAGGGGAUCCGCAGAUCACCCAUGGCCCCAAAAUAUAUGGAGAAGGACAGAGAAAAAAAGAGUUGAGGAAGAGAAGAAGUGAUAAUCAGGAAGCAAUGCAACAGAGAGCAGGGGUCAAAGGGCUCCAGUCCAUGGGUGGUAUAAAGGAGUGGGAUAGCUAACUAUCCAAACCAGACUCAACAACACUGAAAACAAGCGAUCCAAACUUUGACAACCAAACUUACUAAUGUGCCUGUCAAAAUGGCAGACUGGGGAUGGGCGUUUGGGGGUGGGGGUGGGAGGGAAUCCUGGUGGGGGAAAGAAGAAACUGAUGGUGGGAUUGGUGCUGCAACAUAGUAGGUCUAAAUCUCAACUAUGAAUAAUUGUAAAUCACGGUGCUUUAAUGAAAUAAUAAUAAUAAAAAACUACGUCGAAGAAAUUAUUUCAUCACUCACCAAAAGUCUACCUUAAAGUCACAAAUCAAACAUGUGGACAAAGCAUAUCCUUAUUUGGUAAUGUCAGAGUCCCAGGACUUUACCUUCAUGGAAGUAGUUAAAAGAAAAGCAGUAAGUAAACUUUUCCCCUAAACCUAUCCAUUCAGGAAAGAUGCAUGUUAAUUUAAUGUUAACUUAGUCCUGCAUGCUUUUCAAAAUACACUUUAUUCUGGCCUUAAGGGUUUUAUUUCUCCUUAAGUGAACCUUAGGAGGAAUAAGUUGAUCCCAAGUUGGCUGCACACAUGUCUGCACUCCUUCAAGAAACACUUGGGGCUGGAGAGAUGAUAUCUCAUUGUUUUGAUUUGCAUCUCUCUGAUGAUUAGUGAUGUAGAGCAUUUUUUCAUGUGCCUUUUGGACAUUUGUAUUUCUUCUUUGAGAGAAUUUCUGUUCAUUUCUUCUCAUUUUUUGAUGGGGCUGGAUGCUUUUUUUCUUGCUAAAGUUCUACAGUGCUUCAUAUAUCUUGGAUAUUAACCCCUUAUCAGAUGCGUAUUGGGUAAAUAUUUUUUCCCAAUCCGUGGGCUCUCUUUGUAUCUUGGUCACCAUUCCCAAGAUCAAUGUAGUCCCACUUGUUUAUCUUUGUUUCAACUUACUUCAUCAGUGGUGUUUCAUCUUUAAAGAUAUCUUUAGCUUCAAUGUCAUGGAGGGUUCUCCCACAUUUUCCUCUGUGUAUCUUAUGGAUUCAGGUCUGAUGUUGAAGUCUUUAAUCCAUUUUGAUCUGACUUUUGUGCCUGGCAUUAGAAAGAGGUCUAAUAGAGAAGAGAUGACUAGUUAAAGAAACUAUGGUACAUCUACACAAUGGAAUACUAUGUAACUGUUAGGAAAAAUGAAGUUACAAAAUUUGCUUAUAUAUGGAUAGACAUGGAGAAUAUCAUGCUGAGUGAAAUGAGUGAGAAGGAAAGGAGCAUAGAAUGAUCGAACUCAUUUGUGAAAUAUGAAAAAAAAAUCAUAUGAGACCAAUACUCAAGGACAGUAGAGACAAGGGCCAGGUGGGUUGGUCAUGUCUCAAGUUCUGGGUGAGAAGGCAGUUGGGAUCGAGAAGGGACCACCAUGACUAAACUAGUUGGAAAUGAUCGCUCUGGAUCUGUAUAGGAACUGCAUGUUGAAAACAGGUAAAGGAACAAACAUGAUAACCUCUUAGUACCUGUA